CUUGUACUCUUCUCUCUCUCUCUCUCUCCCCAUAUGCAGCAAUGGAGAAAGGGCAAACCUCCUCAAUCGCCGAAGAAAACCAACAAUCCAACGAAACCACCACCACCCACCACCUGAACCCUCCACCAGGUCUAACCCAGGACGAGUUCAACGAGUUGAAUCGGUUCAUCACCGAGUUCCACACCUACCAAGUCAACUCAGUCCAAUGCUCAUCCCUACUCGCCCAACCCAUCGACGCGCCAAGCGACGUCGUUUGGUCCAUCGUUCGCCGCUUCGACAAGCCCCAAACGUACAAGCAUUUCAUCAAGAGUUGUACCGUCAAGGAAGAUUUUAACAUGACCCCGGGUUGCACGCGGGACGUCAACGUCAUCUCCGGAUUACCGGCUGCAACCAGUACCGAGAGGCUCGAUGUGCUCGACGACGACCGGCACGUCACAGGGUUCAGUAUUAUCGGGGGUGAGCAUAGGCUGAGGAAUUAUCGGUCGGUCACCACGGUGCAUGAGUUGGAGCGUGACGGGAGGAUCUGGACCGUUGCUGUUGAAUCGUACGUCGUCGAUGUGCCGGAUGGGAAUACCGAGGAAGACACGCGUCUGUUUGCCGAUACGGUUGUGAGGUUGAACCUCCAGAAACUGGCGUCGGUCACCGAAGGGUUGGCACGCGAUGGUGACGGCAAAUCACAGGUGAUGUGAAUCAUGUGAAUAAUAAACACACAAUUUAAAGGAGGCCAAAAAAAAAAAAUUUGAAAUUUUACUUCUGUUCUUUUUUUUUAAUUUUUGGGUUGUCAUGAUUUUUCUUUUUUUUUUUUUUUUUGGGUUGAAAUCACCAAAGCAUCCUUUGGUGAAGAUGGAAAUGACUAGAAUGCCAUCAGAUUUCGAGAUUGAUAUGCUUGGAACUCUUAAGAAGGAAAAGGGCAUUUUGGUCAAUGCAGUGUACAGAAAUGUUUGAGAUGAGGUUAUUGGUGUAUUUUUCAUCUUGUGAAGAAUGUUGCUUUUUCGAA
Molecule: messenger RNA, 997 nt
Organism: Camellia sinensis
Lineage: Eukaryota; Viridiplantae; Streptophyta; Magnoliopsida; Ericales; Theaceae
Product: abscisic acid receptor PYR1
Biological process (GO): abscisic acid-activated signaling pathway
Cellular component (GO): nucleus; cytoplasm
Molecular function (GO): abscisic acid binding; signaling receptor activity; protein phosphatase inhibitor activity
Source: RefSeq, a predicted model, not a curated record